AUGACAACUGCCUGGAAGUCCCACUUUAGCGGGUCCAAAAUCUGGUUCUAUGCGUUGUUCUGGGGCUUGCAUAUUGUGCUUUUCGCAGUUGGAUGGUACGUGCAGGCGACAAACCACAAACUUGACGCCCUGAACACGUUGAAGUUCUCAGUCUGGAUCUCCAGGGGAGCAGGCUUAGUCUUGAGCUUCGAUGCCGCUGUACUUCUUCUUCCCAUGUGCAGAAAUCUGCUCAAGACUGUGAGACCGCGACUGCGUUGGCUGCCUUUAGAUGAGGCAAUAUGGUUUCAUCGCCAAGUUGCGUAUUCUCUCUUGAUAUUUACCAUUAUUCACACUGCAGCUCACUACGUCAAUUUCUAUAAUGUCGAGAAAGACCAUCUUCGCCCUACUACAGCAGUUCGGAUUCAUUUCACAGAGGCAGGAGGUAUAACCGGCCAUGUCAUGCUACUGUGCAUGAUGCUGAUGUACACAACCGCUCACCAGCGAAUCCGACAGCAAUCUUUCGAAACCUUCUGGUAUACGCACCACCUUUUCGUCCCAUUUUACUUGGCUCUUUACACUCACGCCACCGGCUGCUUUGUUCGUGACACGACGGACCCCAUUUCACCGUUUGCAGGCAAGAAGUUUUGGAACCAUUGCUUGGGAUAUGAGGGCUGGAGAUGGGAGCUAGUUGGGGGAGCGCUGUACUUUUGUGAAAGGCUGUAUCGAGAGAUCCGAGCAAGGCGUGAUACCGUGAUCACUAAAGUGAUCCGCCAUCCUUAUGACGCCAUGGAAAUCCAAUUCCGCAAACCAAGCAUGAAGUAUAAAGCUGGCCAAUGGCUCUUUAUUCAAGUACCUGAAGUGUCCAGUAACCAGUGGCACCCUUUUACCAUCACGUCGUGCCCAUUCGACCCUUAUAUCAGUGUUCACGUCCGUCAGAUCGGCGACUUUACCCGUGCCCUUGGAGACGCGCUGGGAUGCGGGCCAGCGCAGGCAAGAGAUCUAGAAGGCCUCGACCCAUUGGGAAUGUACGAAGUAGCCCUUCAGAACGGUCAAAAGAUGCCGAAGUUGCGCGUUGAUGGACCGUACGGAGCGCCGGCCGAAGACGUCUUCGAGAAUGACAUUGCGGUUCUCAUCGGCACUGGUAUCGGAGUGACCCCAUGGGCCUCCAUCCUCAAAAGUAUAUGGCACUCACGCGCUCGGCCUAACCCGCCUCGUCGUCUCCGCCGUGUCGAAUUUAUCUGGGUCUGCAAGGACACAUCCUCCUUUGAAUGGUUCCAGGCCUUGCUUUCUUCACUCGAGUCUCAAUCUGCGUCGACAGCCGCCUAUGAGGGGAGUGUCGAGUUCUUGCGUAUUCAUACGUAUCUCACGCAGCGCCUGGACGACGACACAACAGCAAAUAUCUACCUAAAUUCCGUGGGUCAGGACCUCGAUCCUCUUACGGAGCUCCGGAGUCGGACAAACUUCGGCCGUCCCGACUUCAAGCGUCUAUUUAAUGCCAUGCGUGAUGGCUUGCAGAAUCAGAGCUACAUGUCGGGUUUAUAUGACAACACACCCACGCAAGUUGGUGUCUACUUCUGCGGCCCGAACUCAGCUGCGAGACAGAUCCGCGAGGCGGCGUUGUCGACCUCGACCAAGGAUAUCAAGUUCAGAUUCUGGAAGGAACACUUCUAG
This is a messenger RNA of Aspergillus saccharolyticus JOP 1030-1, 1650 nucleotides long. Its product is annotated as putative NADPH oxidase (NoxA). Gene Ontology annotation, molecular function: superoxide-generating NAD(P)H oxidase activity. The record is from RefSeq and is a predicted model, not a curated record. Lineage: Eukaryota; Fungi; Ascomycota; Eurotiomycetes; Eurotiales; Aspergillaceae. Gene Ontology annotation, biological process: superoxide anion generation; defense response. The transcript is spliced from 4 exons. Gene Ontology annotation, cellular component: NADPH oxidase complex; plasma membrane. The coding region runs from base 1 to 1650 and encodes 549 amino acids.